AUGACUGAGAAGAGGCCCAACUUCCUCGUCAUCGUCGCCGACGACCUCGGCUUCUCGGACUGCGGCUGCUUCGGCUCGGAGAUCGAGACGCCAAACAUCGACGCCCUGGCCGCGGAUGCGGCGGGCACGCGCUUCACAAACUUCCACGUCGCGUCCAUGUGUUCGCCGACGCGGUCCAUGCUCAUGACUGGAACGGACAACCACAUCGCCGGCCUCGGCUCGCUCGCGGAGCUGGUCCGCCAGUCCCCGGCGCACCAGGGAAAGCCUGGGCACGAGGGGUAUCUGAACGACAAGGUCGUGGCGCUGCCCGAGUUGCUGAGAGAUGGCGGCUACUACACGGUCAUGGCCGGGAAGUGGCACUUGGGCCUGAAGAAAGAGCAUAGCCCGCAGGCGAGGGGGUUCAAGAGGUCGUUUGCGCUGCUGCCGGGCGCGGCGAACCAUUAUGGCUACGAGCCCCAGUACGAAGACCCCAUCAACCAACCGGGCCCCUUCUUCGACUCGGUCACUCGCGCACUGCACAUCGAAGACUCCGAAUACGUCGAGCAGCUCCCCUCCGACUUCUACUCGUCCGACUACUACGCCACCAAACUCAUCUCCUACCUAUCCUCCGAACGCACCGCGGACGAAAAAGCCCAACCCUUCUUCGCCUACCUCCCCUUCUCCGCGCCCCACUGGCCCCUGCAAGCCCCGGCCUCCGUCAUGGCCAAGUACCGCGGCCGCUACGCCGACGGACCCGCGGCACUCCGCCUCCGCCGCCUCGCCCGCCUGCGCGAGCUCGGCCUCGUGCCCGACGACGUCCGCCCGCACGACGUCGUCGCCGUCAAGGGCGAGCCCGCGGCGUGGGAGGACAUGGACGCCGACACCCGCGCCAAGAGCGCGCGCGCGAUGGAGGCGUACGCGGCGAUGGUGGAUCGGAUGGACUGGAACAUCGGGCGGGUGAUUGCGCACCUGAAGGAGACGGGGGAGUAUGAGAAUACGUGUAUCCUCUUCAUGAGCGAUAAUGGCGCGGAAGGCGCCAGCAUCGAGGCGCGGCCGGUGCUGGGGGAACAUGUGUUGAAGCACCUCGAGAAGUAUUAUGAUAACUCGCUUGAGAAUAUUGGCCGCAAGGACUCGUUUGUUUGGUACGGCACCAGGUGGGCGCAGGCGGCGACGGCGCCGAGUCGCCUGCACAAGCGCUUUAGUACCGAGGGCGGCUGCCGCGUGCCGCUCGUGCUGAAGCCCGCGGGUGGUGGUGGGGGGUCCGCGGCGAGCGGCGGGAAGGUGGCGAGUGCGUUUUGCACCGUCAUGGACAUCGUGCCGACGUUCUUGGAGCUGGCGGGAUUGAAGCACCCCGGGACGGAGUAUAAGGGGAGGACGAUCGCGCCGGUCCGCGGAGCCAGCUGGGCGCGGUUCAUCGAGAAGGUCAAGGCGUCGUCGGAUGAGGCGGUCGUGGGGGAGACGGUGCAUCCGCCGGACUACGUCGUUGGGUUCGAGGUCGCGGGCAGCGCGGGGCUGAUCAGGGGCAGGUGGAAGCUGACGUACGUGCCGUUGCCCAAGGGGCCGCAGCGCUGGGAACUGUUCGAUUUGGAGAGGGAUCCGGGCGAGACGGAGGAUCUGAAAGAGAGGGAGCCGCAGGUGUUUGAGGAGCUAUUGGCGGAGUGGGAGAAGUACAAGAAGGAGGUCGGCGUCGUGGGGCUGGCGGGCGAGUUGGACGGCAUCGCGCCGAAUGAGGAUGAGUUUGAGGACUCGACCAAGUGGAUUAGGUGGAUUGGGAAGAAGAACUUGCCGCCGCAGCUUGUUGGGAAGGUGCCCGUUUGA
Messenger RNA from Lasiodiplodia theobromae, 1797 nucleotides. RefSeq names its product Arylsulfatase protein. The coding region runs from base 1 to 1797 and encodes 598 amino acids. NCBI's taxonomy places the organism in Eukaryota, Fungi, Ascomycota, Dothideomycetes, Botryosphaeriales, Botryosphaeriaceae. The record is from RefSeq and is a predicted model, not a curated record. Gene Ontology annotation, molecular function: arylsulfatase activity. The transcript has 3 exons.